GGACUAUGAACUGGUUCAGUGGAAGUAUUAGACAACCAAGUUCAACCCUUCUCCCUUAUGAUCAAUUAAAAGGAACAGAGGUUGCCACCAUCAAGGCCUGUAACAGACAUCACCAUCAUGAGGACAUCAAUAUCCCUGGCCCCCCUUUCCCUGAAAGCCUCUGGAGACUGAAGCUGAAGGAAUGGCAUUUGAACCACUGAUACUGCAGAUCUGGUAAAAUUCAAUUUGCACAGACUUUACCAAAGCUCAGGAAUGGAAGACAGACCAAAUGCAAAUGAUGCAAAAGGGCAAAGAGUUGAUUGCUCUGCAUACCCCAGCACCAGCAAGGGUAUAAUAUGCCCUGAUGCCUUCAAACCAAUAUGUGCUACUGAUAAGAAAACUUAUGUGAAUGAAUGUUCACUCUGUGCCACUAAUGCAGAAAAAGAGCUGAAUAUUAAGAAACUGCAUAAUGGGGAAUGUCAAGCGCCUAAUGCAACCUGCUUGCCCUUCUUACAGAUUGUGUGCCCAAAAGAAGAACAAACUGCCUGUACUGUGGAAUAUAUGCCCCACUGUGGAUCUGAUAACUGUACUUAUGCAAACAAAUGUGCCUUCUGCAAUGCUGUUGUGAGGAGCAAUAAUUCUCUGACCUUAAAGCAUAUUGGCAAAUGCUGAAUCCACACUCAGGACAGUAGCAAAAGAUUGACUUCUGCAAUCACUUUCCAAGAAAAUAUACUCAAUGAGUCAUCCUCUAGUAUUAGGCUGAGCUGAAAACAAUGGUAAUGUGAGAUCUGCUUGUUGAUUUUCUUCCUCAAUAAAUAAUUCUC
Molecule: messenger RNA, 803 nt
Organism: Phascolarctos cinereus (koala)
Lineage: Eukaryota; Metazoa; Chordata; Mammalia; Diprotodontia; Phascolarctidae
Source: RefSeq, a predicted model, not a curated record